CAAAAGACCUUGCUCAACGCAAAAAGUUGUUCAUCGUAUUUUAGCAUCAAAAACCGACAAAAAACUCGAAAAAUCACAUAAAAAACGUGCGAAAAAGGAGCUGAAACAUCAAAAAUGGAUUUGAACGACAACAAUUUCCAAACUCUCGCGAAACAUUUACAAGACACGCUAAAUCCCGAUUCCAAUGUUCGAAGACCCGCUGAAAACUUUCUGCAAAGUAUCGAGCAUAAUUUAAACUUUCCCGUAUUGUUGCUUGCGUUGAUCGACAAGCCCGAACAAGAUUUGACGAUACGAGUUGCGGGAGCAAUAACCUUCAAAAAUUACAUCAAACGAAACUGGAAGACGGGACAAGAUGAGGAGAGUGAAAAUCGUAUUCAUGACACGGAUCGCGAAACAGUCAAGACCCUCAUUAUCCAAUUGAUGUUGAAAGCACCGCCAGCCAUUCAAAAACAACUGAGCGAUGCAGUAGCAAUAAUUGGCAAACAUGAUUUCCCGAAGAAAUGGCCUCAGCUGAUCGAUGAAAUGAUUGAAAAAUUCGCGACGGGAGACUUUUACAUCAUAAAUGGCGUGCUUCAAACGGCACAUUCGCUGUUCAAACGUUACCGCUUCGAAUUUAAGUCGCAAACGUUAUGGGAGGAAAUCAAAUUUGUCUUGGAUAAGUUUGCGAAACCACUUACGGAUCUCGUUGUAGCUACAAUGAAACUCACACAAGAUCACGCGGGAAAUGCAGAAGCGCUAAAAGUCAUUUACGGAUCUUUGGUUUUGAUUGCGAAGGUUUUUCAUUCCUUAAAUGCGCAAGAUUUGCCCGAAUUUUUCGAAGAUAAUAUGGCAACAUGGAUGGAUAUUUUUCAUACGCUGCUCGUAACUGAUGUUCCCUGUUUAAAGACACCCGAUGACGAAGAAGCCGGCGUUUUGGAGCAACUUCGAUCUCAAGUGUGUGAUAAUUUGGGCAUGUAUGCCACGAAAUACGAUGAAGAAUUUGGUCCUUAUAUGACACGAUUCGUUACGGAUGUCUGGGAAUUGCUGUGUACAACGGGAAAUCAAACAAAAUAUGAUGCUCUUGUAUCGAACGCUUUGCAAUUCUUAAGUACUGUAGCUGAUCGUAAUCAUUAUCGACAUCUCUUUGAAGAUCCCGCCGUUUUAUCGAGCAUUUGUGAGAAAGUUAUCAUCCCUAACAUGGAUUUCCGUGCAUCCGAUGAGGAGCUUUUCGAAGACAAUCCCGAAGAAUACAUCCGACGAGACAUCGAAGGGUCCGAUAUCGAUACACGUCGACGUGCCGCAUGUGAUCUCGUUAAAAUUUUAUCACAGAACUUUGAAGCCAAGAUAAUGGAGAUAUUCGGACGAUAUUUGGAAGUUUUGUUAGGCAAAUAUGCGGAAAAUCCUGUUGCGAAUUGGCGUGCAAAGGAUACAGCAAUUUAUUUAGUCAUGGCAUUAGCAUCAAGAGGCUCAACGCAAAAGAUGGGAGUUACACAAACGUCACAAUUGGUCCCGUUGCCGCAAUUUUGUCAACAACAAAUCUUGCCGGAGCUGCAAAGACCAAAUGUUAAUGAAAUUCCCGUAUUGAAAGCGGAUGCUUUGAAAUUUCUCAUGACUUUUCGCAGUUUAUUGGGACCUGAGAUAACGAUGGCAAGUCUCCCAUUGAUGAUUAAACACUUGCAAGCCGAUAGUGUUGUGUUGCACAGUUACGCCGCUUGUGCUCUCGAUAAAGUAUUGAUAUUAAAAGGAGCUGAUAACAAAUCGCCUCUUGUUUCAGGCCCUCAACUCGUUCCUUUUUCGAAUGAUUUGUUUGCAGGAUUGUUCGGGGCAUUCGAUAAAGUCGGUUCGAACGAAAACGAAUAUGUGAUGAAAGCGAUUAUGAGAAGUUUUUCAACUUUACAAGAAGCCUCAAUUCCGUUCAUGGGACAUGCUUUGCCGAAACUCACGGAAAUUCUCACACAAGUUGCAAAAAAUCCAUCGAAACCGCAUUUCAAUCAUUAUUUGUUUGAAACGUUCUCGUUGAGCAUUCGGAUCAUUUGCAAGUCGGAAUAUAAAGCAGUUGAUGCCUUUGAAGAAGCUUUGUUUCCCGUUUUUCAGGGCAUUUUACAACAAGAUAUUUUGGAGUUCAUGCCGUAUGUUUUCCAAUUGCUUUCGUUGUUAUUGGAAGCUCGAGAAGGAAAAGGCGCUAUACCGGAUCCGUAUUUGGCAUUGUUCCCGUGUCUUUUGUCGCCAACAUUAUGGGAUCGUCCGGGAAAUGUUACGCCUCUUAUUCGACUUUUGUGUGCGUUCGUGAGACAAGCUUCCGAUAAGAUUCAAGCUGAGGGCAAAUUAAUGGCAGUUUUGGGUGUUUUUCAAAAAAUGUUGGCUUCCAAGACGAACGAUCAUGAAGGUUUUUACUUGUUACAGAAUUUGAUUUCACAUUAUAAUCCAGCUGAACUUCAACCUUGCAUGCGUCAAGUAUUUUCUUUGCUGUUUCAACGUCUCAGUAAUUCGAAAACCACAAAAUUCGUUAGAUGUUUCAUCGUUCUCGUGAGUUUUUAUGCUGCUAAAGUUGGAGUAUCACAAUUGAUGGAAUUAAUUGACAGUAUUCAACCAAAACUCUUUGGCAUGGUAAUCGAACGCGUUUUUGUCCUCGACAUGAAUAAAGUCUCCGGCGAGAUGGAUCAAAAGAUCGUUUGUGUUGGUUCGAGUCUCAUUUUAUGCGAAUCUGGAUUGAUGUUGCAAUCGUACGAGCAUCUGUGGACACCUUUGCUUCAAGGAAUCGUUCAAAUGUUCGAAUUGCCGCCCGAUGAAUCGAACAUUGAUGGAGAUACAUUCAUUGACAUCGAAGAUACAGCUGGAUAUGAAGUUGCCUAUUCUCAAUUGAACUUUGCACAACCGAAAAAAUACGAUCCGCUUCCUGAAGUGUCAGAUACUCGGAAAUUUUUAGUCGAAAAUUUGGGAAAACUUUCACAAGCACGUCCCGGCGUAUUGCCCGCACGCAUUUUACAACUUCCAAUUCCUCAUCAAGAAGCUCUCACGAAAUAUUGUGCUCAACAUGGAGUGCAAAUUGUGUAAAAAAUUGAGUCUGAACACUUUUUUUACUCUUAAAAUUUUUGUUAACUCUUAAAAUUUGUUUCAUGAUAAAAAUUGAUAUGUUUAAAAAAAAAAGAUUUUUAUUUUUUUUUGU
Molecule: messenger RNA, 3145 nt
Organism: Culicoides brevitarsis
Lineage: Eukaryota; Metazoa; Arthropoda; Insecta; Diptera; Ceratopogonidae
Gene: Cse1
Product: exportin-2
Exons: 4
Coding region: 115-3033 (972 amino acids)
Biological process (GO): protein import into nucleus; protein export from nucleus
Cellular component (GO): nuclear envelope; cytosol
Molecular function (GO): nuclear export signal receptor activity; small GTPase binding
Source: RefSeq, a predicted model, not a curated record